Molecule: messenger RNA, 2132 nt
Organism: Glossina fuscipes
Lineage: Eukaryota; Metazoa; Arthropoda; Insecta; Diptera; Glossinidae
Gene: TM9SF3
Product: transmembrane 9 superfamily member 3
Exons: 8
Coding region: 253-2013 (586 amino acids)
Biological process (GO): protein localization to membrane
Cellular component (GO): membrane
Source: RefSeq, a predicted model, not a curated record
UUGAAGAGGAAAUCUCUUAUAUGAUAAAUUAAAAAAAUUAAUAUCGUUUGAAUGAUUAUCGAUUAUCACAUAAGAUUGUAUUUAAAUAUUUGGCCUUCAAUCUAUUCGCAAAGACGAUAAAGCGCACACAGCAAUUCUGAAGGUUUAUGCCGACAACUAGGAAACCUGGCCACGUAGAAAUUCUGCAUUUAAAUAACAAUUGCCAAACCGUGUAACAAAAGUAAACAAUUAGGAGCCGCUUCUUGUAUACAAAUGGCGGCAGCGUAUAUAUUUGAAGUACUUACGUUAUUGACUAUUCUAUUUAGUAAUUGCCUACGAGGGGCAGCAGAUGAGCAUACACAUAAGUACAAUGAUGGCGAGGAAGUGGUGUUAUGGAUGAAUACUGUGGGUCCUUAUCAUAAUCGACAAGAGACUUAUGCUUAUUUUAGUUUGCCAUUUUGUCGCGGAUCAAAAACCAGUAUCUCACAUUAUCACGAAACGUUAAGUGAAGCUCUGCAGGGUGUGGAAUUAGAAUUCAGCGGCUAUGAAAUUGAUUUCAAUCGUGAUGUGCCCCCGACGGCAUUUUGCAUGGUUCAUUUGAAUGAGGAUAAAGUUAAAGCCUUCACAUAUGCUGUCAUAAAUGAGUACUGGUAUCAAAUGUAUAUCGACGGUCUGCCAAUAUGGGGUAAAGUUGGUGAGAAAGAUGAAAAUGAUGGAAAAUAUUAUAUAUAUAGCCAUAAGAAAUUCGAUAUUGGUCGUAACGGCCAGCAAAUUGUUGAUAUUAAUUUGUCUACCGAAAAGAAGGAACUCUUGGUGGCGGGAGCUAAAAUUAAAUUCUCCUAUGAAGUUAAUUGGAAACCAAGUGUUGUAGAGUUCAAAGAUCGCUUCGAUAAAUAUUUGGAUCCUAAGUUUUUCCAGCAUAGGAUUCAUUGGUUCAGUAUUUUUAAUAGUUUUAUGAUGGUUAUAUUUUUGGUGGGAUUAGUAUCCAUGAUUUUAAUGCGCACAUUGCGCAAGGAUUAUGCUCGCUAUAGCAAGGAUGAGGAAAUGGAUGAUAUGGAGCGUGAUUUGGGUGACGAAUAUGGUUGGAAACAAGUUCACGGUGAUGUUUUUCGUUCACCGCCACACUCCUUAGUCUUUUCAGCCUUAAUUGGUGCUGGUUAUCAAUUAAUAUCUGUUGUGUUUUGCGUUAUUUUGUUUGCAAUUGUAGGGGAAUUAUAUACCGAACGUGGUUCGAUGUUGUCUACAGCUAUAUUUGUGUAUGCGGCUACUUCACCUAUUAACGGUUACUUCGGCGGUUCUUUAUAUGCCCGCUUAGGCGGACGAAUGUGGAUACGGCAAAUGCUAACAUCAGCUUUUAUGGUGCCUGUGUUUGUUUGCGGUACUGCAUUUUUUAUAAAUUUCAUAGCCAUCGGUUAUCAUGCCUCGCGUGCAAUCCCUUUUGGUACUAUGGUGGCAGUUACCUGUAUAUGUUUUUUUGUCAUUUUACCAUUGACUUUGGUGGGCACUGUAGUAGGUCGCAAUUUAGAUGGUCAACCCGAUUAUCCAUGCCGUGUUAACGCUGUUCCCAGACCUAUACCUGAAAAGAAAUGGUUUAUGGAACCGGUCAUUAUUAUACUGUUGGGCGGAGUUUUACCAUUCGGCUCCAUUUUCAUAGAAAUGUAUUUCAUCUUCACUUCAUUUUGGGCUUAUAAAAUCUAUUAUGUAUAUGGUUUCAUGUUGUUAGUCUUUACAAUAUUAACCAUUGUUACGGUGUGUGUAACCAUUGUUUGUACAUAUUUUUUGUUAAACGCUGAAGACUAUAGGUGGCAAUGGACCAGUUUCAUGUCAGCUGCCUCCACUUCUAUUUAUGUUUACGCCUAUUCAUUCUAUUACUUCUUUUUUAAAACAAAAAUGUAUGGUUUAUUUCAGACGGCCUUUUAUUUCGGUUAUAUGGCGUUAUUUAGCGGUGCUUUAGGUAUUAUAUGCGGCACAGUAGGCUAUGUCGGCACAAGUUUUUUCGUACGAAAAAUUUACUCUAAUGUAAAAAUAGAUUAAUUAUUUCUUCUUCAAAAUCCUGUUUCCUUCUUUUCAAAAAUACACACAAGUUUUACCCUUCAAUAAUUUAAGUUAUCCUUUUUUUCAGUUCCCGUCUUUAAUCUUUUCCAAUAUGUCUU